UCAUGUUUAGAACAAAUCAUUCUUAAUGAUUGAUCAUAGAAAUGAUAUUGCUACUAUUUUUGCUUUAAUUGUUGGUAGGCAGCUGGAUCCUUUAACCACCAUUGGAUGCAAUACUCAACUACAGUGCCAAAUGAUCCUGACACACAUGAGGACUUCAUGCCCGCUAAUAAGCUUCAGAAUUCUGACCUUUCUUUGAAGGACAUUGUUGAGCAGGAUGUCAAUGACAACCCUGUGAUGAUUUACAUGAAAGGAGUGCCUGAUCUUCCGCGGUGUGGAUUCAGCUCAUUAGCAAUGAGAGUGUUGAAAGAAUAUAGUACGUGUUCUGUUGCUUCGUUUUACAACAAUAUGCAUACAUUCCCUGGUUUAGUUGAGGCUUGAGCAACCAUAUAUUUAUGUGAGCUUGAAUAAUUUAUGCUUUUUUAUGUGGUCUAUAUGUGACUAUUUGGUA
Molecule: messenger RNA, 448 nt
Organism: Camellia sinensis
Lineage: Eukaryota; Viridiplantae; Streptophyta; Magnoliopsida; Ericales; Theaceae
Source: RefSeq, a predicted model, not a curated record